Symbiodinium sp. CCMP2456 is the source of this 636-nucleotide messenger RNA. Lineage: Eukaryota; Dinophyceae; Suessiales; Symbiodiniaceae. The record is from the annotation of a GenBank genome assembly.
AUGUUGCGGAAGCAAAGUGUGGCAGGUUACUGGACCAUCUUCUCCGCUAAGAUCCCCCUAAACUGUGCCCUAAAGCUACUGCGCCCCGUAAGUAGGCUGGGCACCAACACUCUCAGAAACCUCCACUUCAAUGCACCCCUCAGCGUCAGUCUACAGUUUGACAACUUCACUUUGAGCCUGUCACGCGACUCUUACAGCGUUGCGCAAACGGACGCCCUGCUGCUCCCGAAGGCCAGCGAGUCCUGGGUCCUGGCCACACGCGGAGUCUAUUGCAGAAGUCAAGAGACCAAGGAUGCAGAAAGGACGUGGCCGGCGGGACUGCGCGUCAACGGCUCUGGCACCAUUACUCUGCUUUGUGCUUCGGUCGGGGGGCCGCUCCGGCGAGGCUUUCGCCCCGGCCGAGCGUUUGGCAAAGGCGCGACCGUUGCUUCAGGCUCUUGCCCGUGCACAGGACCCACAUAUCGGCUUGCUCUUUUUGGGGCACUGCGUCUCUUUCUGCAAGAUGGCGCUCCGAGCAGAAACGCAAACCUCGAAGUCGGGCAGUCCUUCCCGGGAUCUUCAGUGAGGGAAGAGCCCAAACACCCGCUGGGUCGAAACUGUGGGGAGCUGCGCAACUCAUGGGACGAUGCUGGGUAG